Molecule: messenger RNA, 2052 nt
Organism: Glarea lozoyensis ATCC 20868
Lineage: Eukaryota; Fungi; Ascomycota; Leotiomycetes; Helotiales; Helotiaceae
Product: (Phosphotyrosine protein) phosphatases II
Exons: 2
Coding region: 1-2052 (683 amino acids)
Biological process (GO): dephosphorylation
Molecular function (GO): protein tyrosine/serine/threonine phosphatase activity
Source: RefSeq, a predicted model, not a curated record
AUGCCUACUCUGGCAGACCGUACUAUCGUUCUAGCUUCUAAUACGCCAAUGGGGAUUGAUAGCUCAAUCAUGUUGGUUAUGUCGAAAUUACAGCAGCUAUAUCUGCCAAUUGUCGGUAGCUUGGUGCCUAUCUUGAUAUUCUGGCUGGCCCGAAGAUGGAUGGGUUUGAGCGCGCCGCCCUUAGAUGCUGCCGACAGCAUGUCUAGCCAGACCAAGAAAGAAACUACCGUUGACAGCAGUACUGAUACAGACGCAGAAGCUGUAGAGUCCGGUCUGCUAAAGAAGCACUCCAAAGUACAAACAUACUCCACGAGUCGAUACGAAUACCCUAACCUUCGAGUGUUUUUCCGUGAGCAUCCACAGUUUACGAAAUUACCUACUGAUCCCGUUCCCUUGCCUCUCCUCGUCUUCCUACACGGACUAGGAGGGUCUGUCGCUCAAUUCGAUCCCCUAUUAGCGAGUUUAGUCAACGUAGCAUCAUCGCUAGCUAUCGAUUUGCCAGGAUGCGGGCUUUCGGCAUUUGACCAGCAAGCUUGGGGCGCAUACACAAUGGAAAAUAUGGCCGAGUUGAUUAGUGUAGUUAUUUCCAAGCAUAGGGUUACCGGACAAGGAGUUGUACUUAUUGGUCACUCACUGGGUUGUUCUUUAGCAGCCAUGGUCGCUUCGAAAGAUCUGGUGCCAAAUUCCGUAGCAGAACAUGUUAUUGGACUAAUUGCAAUAUGUCCCCGCGCUGAGCCACCGACAGAGAAGGAAGUAGCGACAUUCACGAAGCUACUCUGGAUUCCCUCGCCAGUAUUUGAUCUUUGGCGACGGUGGGACAGACGAGGCGGAAAGGACAGUAUAAGCGUACGGCGAUUCGUGGGACCAGAUGCAGACGUGACGACCAAAUUACUUCAAUAUCGGUUUAACAACCAGAGUAAGACACCGGUCUGGAGGAGAAUGGCCUUUGGCACUUUGCCGAGAUAUGAGAAUGGAGUUGCGAAGGGUGGGCUACCAGGCAAAGACACAUGGGCCAAUCUACGUGUACCCAUAUUCUUGAUCGCUGGAGAAGAUGACCACGUCACGAAGCCAGACAAUAUCACUAAGAUAGCUUCAUUUCUUGGACAGGGAGGUGCAAGUAGGGAACUAGCUGCCAACAGCAAGCCAGUUACUGACUCCGCUACCACCGUUAUUGAUCACAAGUCAAGCUCUGCUCAGGACCGGACGAUAUCGUCCAUCCGGGCAGAGGACUUCUUAGCCAACAAGGAACCUACAACAGAAGAUUCCAGCGCAGACCCAUCGAAUACCCGCAAUACUUUUACCCUCCCACCACAACAAUACUCAAGAAAGCAACUCUUAAAAACUACUCUCCUUCCGAAGCCAGCAUCACAUGCUAUGCUUUAUCAGCCUACCUCUGUCCGCGUCCUGGCAGGAUUGAUCUUCGAUUUCCUAUCUAAACAGAUCUCGCCUCGUUUGGACCUAGGGUGGCAAUUACAAUACCUGAGUUCAUCGGGCAAAUGGGAUGUAAAAAAUGUUGAGAAAUGGAAAGCAGUGCCUCCUGUUUCCGAACCUAUAAACGAUAUCUUUCGCGCCAUGAAGACCCUUCGAGAGGUCGAUCCGACACAUUCCCCUGUGACAUUCAGUCAAGAAUGGGGAAACCAGAUCAAGGAUAUCGUAGACAUCUCACAUGAAGCGCCUGUUUACGAUCCUAAGAAUCUAUCCAAGAAUGGAGUGACUUAUCACAAGUUCCCUACUGUUUCUAAAAUUCCUCCUAGCGAAGCCGAAGUUACAGAAUUCGUACGGGCGAUUGAUGAUAUUCGGAAAUCGCAGCCUUCUCGAAAGGUUUCUGAGAAUUGGGGAGAUGAAUUUUAUAUCGGUGUACACUGCCAUUAUGGAUUCAACAGAACCGGAUUCUUCGUGGUUUGUUAUUUGAUCGAGCGUUGCGGUUAUACUAUCGAAGACGCCAUUGAGGAAUUCAGGGUCAAGAGACCAAAUGGCAUUAGGCACGAGCAUUUCUUAGACGAGCUUUACGUCAGGUACUGUAAAGGCUUGAAGAGAGCUCCGACCCUGUAA